AUGACUGCGAUCCCCAACCGCGCCUCUGCCGGCCUUGCCUCGAAGGUGGUGGCGUCACACCCAGAGCUAACCGGCGCCGGUGAUUACCGGGAACGGCUGCUGGCGCUGGUGCGCUCGUCCCACUGCGAGCGCCAGCUGCAGAACUUGGUGCACCAGACGGUGCUCAGUCACCCGGACCUCAUGUACCCGGCCGACUACCCGCCGAUCGCCAUCCAAGAGCCAAUCGACUACAUCCGGCGCGCUCAGCGGGCCUGGGAGCGACGCCUGUACAAGUCGCUGAACGCCAUGAGCUCCGAGCUGGCGGUGCCCCUGGCCCGGCUGCGGCCGCCGGCACAGCAGCAGAAGAUGACUGACCGGCCGGAGGAGGCCACCACUUUUUCAGAGGACUUGGACAAAUUCCGUCCGGUGUACGCGCCCAAGGACUUCCUGGAGGUGCUGACCCGUGUGGAAAGCCCCAACUACAUGCCAUACUGCGGGGACUUUCUGUACGGGAUGGUGCGUCUGCCGCUGCCGAUUCCGGAUCUCGCCGACCUCCGCCAGCAGUUCGAGGAGCUGGGGAACCCACGCUUCCAGCAUCUAAGCAUGUCUGCCGAGUUGCCGGCCGCGACCCGACCCCAGGUCACCGUCAGACAGUUUCGAGAGGCCGUCGGCAAGAAAGUGCUGGACAUGGAGUACGCUCCGGUCAGCCGAGACUUCGCCAAGCUGGGCGUGCCGCAGAGUCUGCGCGGCCGCAUCUGGGGCCAGAUUCUCGGCGUCCGCAUUGAGGAAAAGCACUGGGCGCGCUACCGUGACCUGCAGCGGGCCGUGCUACAGCACGACCUGCUGGCCGACCGUCUGGUGGCGCGCGACGUCCAGCUCACCGCCGGGAACGACGACCAGUACUUCGUGUUCGCCGAGCAGCUGCGCGCCACACUGCUGCGCUUCCUGCGGCACACGGAGCCUCUGGCGGCGCUGGCGGCGCUGCCCGCGCAGCCGGCGCGCGCCGCCGCCGCCGGCGCGUCGCCAGACGACCACGUCGCCUACCCGCCCUGCGGCGUCGUGCCUUUCCACGGCUUCUCUAUGUACUUGGCACCGCUCUGUUUCGUGUUCAGCGACGCCGUGGAGCUGCUGUUCACCUUCGAGCGGCUCUACGUGCGCUACUUCGUGUUCCUGCACUCGCUGUCCAGCCGGCCCAACGGCAUUGUGUCGAUCAGCCUGCUCCUGGAGCGCCUGCUGCGGGAGCACGAGCCCAGGCUGUGGCUGCACUGCCGACAGUGUCGGGUUCAGCCACUGCGCCUGGUGUUCCGCUGGCUGGUGCGCGCCUUCUCCGGCUACCUGAGCGUGGACCAGCUGCUCCAGCUGUGGGACAUGCUGCUGGCCUACGACUCUCUGCAGCUGCUGGCCCUGCUGGCCGCCGCCGUGUUGGCGUACCGGCGCGCUAAUCUGCUGGCCGCCAGCAACCAGCCGACGAUGGAGGCGGUGCUGGCUGACCUGUCGUCGAUCCGGGUGGUGCCACUGCUGCGGGCCGUGCUCGGUCGCUGGACCUCCUAG
This is a messenger RNA of Pollicipes pollicipes, 1530 nucleotides long. RefSeq names its product TBC1 domain family member 19-like. The record is from RefSeq and is a predicted model, not a curated record. Bases 1 to 1530 code for a protein of 509 amino acids. Lineage: Eukaryota; Metazoa; Arthropoda; Thecostraca; Pollicipedomorpha; Pollicipedidae. The transcript has 11 exons.